AUGUUGAUGAAGGAGCUGAUUUCCUUUUGUGAUGGAAAAUGUAAUCCUAUUCGUAACUUCACUAUCAAAGAGAUUGAGAGAGUGACAAAUAAUUAUGACACACUUUCUCUAUGUUCUGCACGGGAUUGUAGAUUAUACAAGGGUUUUCUUCAAGACAGGCCAGUUUUUGUUAAGAAGUUUGAAGGUGAAUUUGUGGUGCAUCAAUUUGUUGUUAAUAGCAUUGUGAUUGGAUCAAGGAUGAGUGUCCACAAGAAUGUUUUGAGGCUUAUAGGAUGCUGCUUAGAGGCCAAAAUUCCAAUUCUAGUGCAUGAAUUUGCAGAGAAUGGAAGUCUUGAAGGUCGUCUCCGUGGUUCCCAAGGAACACAUGGGCAGCCUUUACCUUGGAAAUGUAGGCUGAGGAUCGCAAUUGAUGUAGCUAGUGUAGUUGCAUAUCUUCACACUGCAUUUUCCAGGCCCGUAAUCCACAGGGGUAUUAGAGCCUCGUUGAUUCUAUUGGAUAAACAUAAUGUGGCCAAAUUGUCUGAUUUCUCACUUUGCAUUUCUAUUCCUGAUGGGGAAUCGCACGUACAAGAUGUUGUGCGGGGAAGAAUGGGGUACAUUGCACCUGAAUACUUAAAUACUGGUUUUGUGAACGAGAAAGUGGAUGUUUUUGCUUUCGGGAUGCUUCUGUUUGUGCUUCUGACUGGACAGCUUCUGAAUGUUGAUUCGUUUGUUCUAUCCAAUCUCGAGGAUUGUGAUCUUGAAAACAAUCUGCUUAGUGAGGUUGUGGAUCCCUCAAUAUUGGAAGAGGAAAGUUGGCCUGGGAAAGAACAGCAGUUGCAAGAUCUUGCUGAACUUGCAUUUAGGUGCACCAGUAAAAAAGAGGAAAAUAGGCCAACAAUGACCGACGUUGCAAAACAACUUAGGCAAAUUGAGAGAACUUGGGGAUUAAUUGCAACUAACCAUGCAUCUACUGGUUCUGUGACUGAGAAACCUGAUUUUUUCCCCCUUUGGCAUGAUGAUGAGAACAGGAACAAGGAUGACCAUGAUGACUAUCCAGUUGGAUGA
Malania oleifera is the source of this 1047-nucleotide messenger RNA. Its product is annotated as serine/threonine-protein kinase ZRK1-like. Gene Ontology annotation, molecular function: protein serine/threonine kinase activity; ATP binding. NCBI's taxonomy places the organism in Eukaryota, Viridiplantae, Streptophyta, Magnoliopsida, Santalales, Ximeniaceae. The transcript is spliced from 2 exons. The record is from RefSeq and is a predicted model, not a curated record. The coding region runs from base 1 to 1047 and encodes 348 amino acids. Gene Ontology annotation, biological process: cell surface receptor signaling pathway; protein phosphorylation. Gene Ontology annotation, cellular component: plasma membrane.